Drosophila busckii is the source of this 17798-nucleotide messenger RNA. RefSeq names its product mucin-19 (gene kis). The record is from RefSeq and is a predicted model, not a curated record. The transcript has 20 exons. Gene Ontology annotation, cellular component: nucleus; chromatin. Gene Ontology annotation, biological process: regulation of gene expression; chromatin remodeling. Gene Ontology annotation, molecular function: ATP-dependent chromatin remodeler activity; ATP binding; DNA binding. NCBI's taxonomy places the organism in Eukaryota, Metazoa, Arthropoda, Insecta, Diptera, Drosophilidae. The coding region runs from base 476 to 16756 and encodes 5426 amino acids.
AGCAAACGUUUCACUGCGAAUAUGUCAAAGGUCGGCCAUGAAGUGCGCGAAACAACAAAUAAAUAUACAAAUACAUCAAGAACAAAUAUAUUAUUAUAUGUGUAAACAUAAUAAAACACUGGAAAGACGUUUAAACACAAUUCUCGCGCUGUAAUUAAGUUUAGUAGUUAGCAAAAAAAAAAACUAAUCAAGGAUCAUCGAACACACACACACACAUCAAUCAUUCCAUCACAUAUUGCUGCGUCUGCGAGACUGAAACUGCUCCAAAAAAAUAGAACCACAAAUUAAAACGGAAACUCCUGUGGCCGCAGAGAGCAGGAGGCGGCAAACUUAGAUACACUUGACACGGUUUAUCGAGGAGCAGCAACAGCAUCAAAAUUAAGCCAAAUAGACGAGCAAAUCCUAAAACAGCGCAGCGUCGCGUCAACGGACGCGUAACGGACAUUUCUGUGUGCCGCUGCGUUGCAAAAAUCUGAUGGAUGGAAAUGCACAAAAUAUGUUUCACGGAAAUCAUCAAGGAGAUCCCUAUUAUCGGUAUGAUACGGCCGCAGCAAGCCGCCGCGCCGCAGCGGCAAAUCCCAGAGCGAUGGGCCCACCCGGCGGCUAUCCGCCGCGUCAUCGGGCGCCGCAUCCGCUACAGCAGCAGCCACAAUACCCAUCGUACCAGCCAACGGCGGAGAAUCUCUACGGGCUGGGGGCCGCCGAUCAGCAUGCGAUCAUGGGCGUUGGCGCCGGCAUGGGCGAUCUAAGCGGCUGGGGUGCAGCACCCUCAGUGCCUGGCCAGGCAGGUGCCUAUCCGGGCGCCGGCCUGGGCGCUUAUGGACAUCCGCAGGCAGCGCCGCCGACGCAGCAGCAGCGUCAAAGCAAUGCCAGCGCCUAUCGCCAGCACAUGCCCGCCUAUGGACAGCAGGAGCAGCAAAAGUUAGCGCCCUAUGGCGCUCAGCAGGCCAUGAUGGGUGGCUAUGGCAGUCUGGCGCCGCAGCAGCAACAACAGCAGCAGCAGCAACAACCGCCCACGCCACAGCAGCAACAACAACAGCAGCAGCAGCAACAGAGUCAGCAGCAGGCUCGAUUGCCGCAGCAUUAUCCACAGGCGCCAGGACAGCAUCCGCUGUAUCCAGGCGCACCCACACAAGCAGCGCAGCCAACUGCACCACAGGCAUAUGCACACAGUCCUUAUGGCAGUCCCAUGCAGCAUCAGCCAGGACGCGGUGCACCACAGCAUGUGGGCGUGGGCGUUGGUUAUCAUGCGCUGGAUCAGGCUUCGGCUUAUGGGCAGCAUGUGCCAAGUGCUGCAGUGCCGCCAACGCAUCAUCUGACCGCGCAGCAGCAGCAGGCUGCGCAUCAGCAGCAACAGUUGCAGACGCAACAGCAGCAGCAGGCACAACAACAGCAGCAGCAACCAAACCACGUUAGUCUCAUGCAGCAGCAGCAGCUGCCUGGGGCUGGUUUGCCACCGCCGCAUAUGGGCAUGCCGCCCAGCUAUGGCAGCCACCAUCAGCAGCAACAGGCACAACAACAACAGCAGCAACAGCAGCAGCAACAACAACAGCAGCAGCAACAAAGCGCGCCACCCUACAUGUCCAGCAGCAAGCAUCAGGCGCAGGCGUCGCCACAGUAUCGUGCACCGUUUCCGCAGCUGUCGCCACAAAUGUCACCGCGUCCGCCCACCAUGUCGCCGCAUCCACAAAUGUCGCCCCGACCAGUGGGUGUUUCACCAGCGAAGCCGCCGCCGCAAGCAGCGCAGCAGCAGCAAGUGCAACAGGUGCAGCAGCAGCAGCAGCAGGUCAACUCACCCAGUCAGCAUAGCAUACAAGGCAUGGUCGGUCUGCCCUCGCCACGCCCACAGCCGCCCAGCACAGUGGGCAGCGGCAAGAGCGCUGUGGUGCCCACAGUGCCGCCUGUGAAUACUUUGCAAGCGCUCGAACAAAUGGUUAUGCCCAGUCAGGCGCAUGGACUGCCGCCCAUGGAUUACCCCACAGCGUAUCGCAGCGCAAGCGUCAUGGGUCCACGCAUGCCCGCCUCACCCUCGCCACAGCAUCAUCAGCAAUGGGGUGCGCAGCAUAUGGCCGCCAUGCAGCAGCAGCAGGCGCCACAGCAGCCAGCACCGCAACAGCAGCAACAACAACAGCAGCAGCAGCAACAGCAAGCACAGCAGCAACAAGCGAAUGCCAUGUUGCAGCAGCAGCAUCAGCAACAUCAGCUGAGCAUGUAUGGCCAGAGUAUGGCGCCAGUGCCAGUGCCCGUUGCACCACAAGCAACGCCAGUGGUGCCACAAGCGCCGCAGCCAACUGCGCCAGUUGCUGUGCCCGUGCAACAGCAGCAGCUGCAACAGCAACAACAACAACAGCAGCAGCAACAACAGGCAGCGCAGGCGCAACAGCAGCUCAAUGAGCAGCUGCAGCAUUCCAUCAACGAUAUUGUUGGCAGUGGCAAUCAGCAGCAGCAGCAGUUGUCCUCAUCGCCGCUCCAUCAGCAAAGCUUGCCCAGCAUGCAUCAUUUAAGCAGCGCACAUCAUCAGCAGCAGCAGCAACCAAGUGGCAUGGAGGUAGCAGCAACAGCAGCAGCACAACAGACACAGCAGCAACAGCAUGCGCAGCUGCAGCAGCAACAUCAGUCUGUAGCAUCACCGCAUCAGCAGCAUAUGCCCAGCUAUACAAGCAGUCAGCAGCAGCAGCAACAACAACAGCAGCAGCAACAUCAGCAAUUUGAUGCAUUUGCCAAUUUGCUGGCAGAGCAGCCAACGCCAGCUGCAGCAGCAGCAACACAGCAAACAAUGUCGCCAGUGCAUGUAAGCUCGCCAAUACCACAGAUGCAGCAGCAGCAGCAGCAACAACAAAUGCAGGCACAACAACAACAGUUGCAGGCGCAGGUUCAGCAGCAACAAGCAGCGCCAGUUGUUACGCCCAGCACGCCCUCAACGCCCUCGCUACACUUAAGCAGCAUCCUCAAUGAAACAGCCAACUCGAAUGAUUCGUCCACGCUCGCAGUUGCCGCCAACGACAGCAACAAUAGCAGCAGCAACAGCAGCACCAACAGCAUCGUCAACAAUCAGCCCACCUCAGUGCACGACAGCAAUUCGCAGAGCAGCAUCAACAGUAACAAUCAGCAGCCAUUGCUCAGCAGCAUGGAUGGAGUAACCAACAGCAUGCUCAACUCCUCGGACUCGACGCAUACGUCACAGCAUGUGCCAAGUGAUGUUGGCCUAUUCGACAACAACUCGAUGAGCUCAACAAGUGCAGCAGCUGUUGCGGCUGCUUCGAAUGCAGCUUCGGCAGCAGCAGCAAUGCUCGACAGCAAUUCACAAUCUUCGAAUGCAGAUUUCGACAAGAGCAACUGCGAGUCGGAGCAGCAGCAGACUACAGCGCCUGAGCUGUGUCAGGAUGACAGCAGCGUGUCCAAAACGCAUACAGAGACGCUUAGCGAGACGACGCUGCCCAUGCAGGAUGAGCCGGAGAAGCCAAGCAUACAAACUACAGAUGAGUUGCUGGAGCAGACGCAACAGGCGCUCAGCGAGCUGUCGGCAGUGCAAGAGGAAGGCAAAAGCAUCGACGAGCAUAGCGAGGAAAAGACUCAAGCCAUGCUGGAUGCUCAGCAGACAAAUGUCAUGGGCAUGCCGCCACAUCCUUUGAGUGGCUACGAGGCGCAGCAAACGCCUGCAGUGCCGCCAGUAGCACCACCACCACCACCACAUAUGCCGCCAGCAAUGAUGCCGCCAUAUGGUGGCGCAGCGCCCGGCAUGUAUCCGCCGUAUCCGAUGCUGCAUCAGCAAGAGAUUGCUGCACUGCAGCAGCAAAUACAGGAACUCUACUGCAUGCCGCCCGGACUUGAGCCGCAGCAUCAGGAGAAGCUUAUGCGACUGCAGGAGCGUCUAAAUCUGCUGCAACAACAUGAGGUGACCGAGCAAUGCGCCGGUGGACCACAGUGUCUGCUCUUCCAGAGCAUGCCGCCCAUGUAUGGCAGCAGUGCGCUGCACAAUCAAAUGAUCGAGAGUCCCCAAGUGUCCAGCACCACAGGCAGAGGGCGUGGCAAAGGCGCAAAUAAACCACGCAAGCCACGAGCCAAGAAGGGCGACAAAUCCGCUGCAGCACAACAGCAACAGGAGCUAAUGGAUAUUAGUGGAAAUGUCGUAGUAGCCGCCAGCACCACCAACACACAGCUGCCCGUAUCCGAGGAUUGUGUAACGCAGGGCGCAGGUGAUACCAGCGUUGUGGGCAUGCUCGAGUACAGCGAGGGCAUGGGUGACUUGUCCCAGGACUUGGAUGAGCUGGAUACCUCUACCGAUGGCAGCGGCAAGAAAAAGAAGCCGCGCAAGCCACGCACGCCAAAGGAUCCCAAUAAGCCGCCACGUGAUCGUACGCCCAAGCCUAAGAAGCAAGCACGUGAUCCCAAUGAUCCCAGCACCAAUGUAGAAUCACCUGGGACUGGUGGCGCCACGGCCAGCGCACGCAAGCGCGGCUCCAGCAGCAAGCGACGCAAGCAGUUUGGUGACGAUGGUGCUGAGCAGGCGGGCGAGGGCAGCGAAUUGGAAGAUAACAAGCCAUUGGUUGCCAAGUCUGGCGAUGGUGAGUCUGAGAUUAGCGGUGUAGGCGUUGACGGAGAAUCUCCCGACUAUGAUGAUAUACCUGUGUCCAAAAUACCACGCGGUGCCAACGAUGAAGACAAAGAUGCCGAUGCCGGCGAUGAAACUGUGGACUCCGUGCCUGACUCUGCAGGCGAUGCCACCAGCACACCCAGUCGACGCGAUCGCAAACGUUCCACUGCACGCUCGCGACGUAAUGCCAACUCCGAGGAGGGAGGCAGCAGUGCGCGACGUAAUCGCAGCUCAUUGAGCGCAAAGGCUUUAAAGAAGCGACGCAAUCGCGGACGCAUUGUGCCCGAGUCGGAUGGCGAGGAUGAUACCUUGGAACGCACACCGCCACCAUCACCACCACCAGAUGCCGAGCUGGACUCCAACAAGCGCCGCUCUUCGCGCAAUACACAACGCAAAAAAUACAUUGAUGACGUCAUGCUGCGUUUCUCCGAUGAUGAGAACUCGCUGCUGGUAGCUUCACCUGUUAAAAAGGAGAAGAAAGCAGCAGCUACUACUGCCAAUUCUAAUGCCGGCAGCGAUGUGGAGAAAACUGAAGCACAGUCUGGCGCUGAAGGCGAAGCUGGCAGUGAGCGCUCAGCAGGUGAUGAGAAACCCAGUCAAUCCUUGGAUGAUACCAACAGUCAGCUGGAGGCUAGUUCCAGCACCAGCGCAGCUGAGAAGGCAGCACACAGCGCUAGUGAGCAAGCAGCAGCCGCAUCAGCCAUGUCGUCCAAGCCAAACUAUGUAUAUAUAAAUACUGGAGACGAGGAUAGCAUGGUGGUGCAGCUUGUGCUGGCCAUGCGCAUGGGUAAGCGUGAGCUUAUACCCGACAAGCCGAAGGAGAAGACGCCAGAGCCGUCAGCUGACAAAAAAGAGGAUGAAAAGGAAAACGCAGAGCCAAGCAAAGAGCCUACAACUGAAGCUACAGAGAAAACUGCUGAGGAGGCCAAACCAGAAACUGAGACCAAGACAGAAGAUGAGCCAACGCUCAAAGAGGAAGCCAAGGCAGCUGAAGAACAAAAAAUGGAAGUAGAUGAAAAGCCAGAAGAUAAGGAAGAAGAAAAAGAAGCAGAUGAAGAAAGCACUACUACCGAAGAAAAGGCAGAGGAGAACAAUAUGGAAGUCGAUGAGCCUGCUGAGAAAGUUUCGGAAGAAGAUACAGAGAAAUCAGAGCAAAGCUCAAGCGAAGAGGAAACUAAAUCCGAGGCCAAUACUGUAGAGGAAACCUCAAAGUCAGCUGAUACAGACAAAGAGGAAGACGACACAGAAACAGCAGAAGUUAAAAGUGUAAAGCCAACUGGGGAGGAGGAGGAAGAGAAAAUGGAAGUAGACAGCGAAACUAAAGAGAAAGACAAAGAAGCAACAACAACAGAAGAAGACGAGACUAAAGUCAAGCCAGAAGCAACAGCCGAAAAAUCCGACGAAGACAAAGAAAACAAAACACAGUCAAGCGAAGAGAAAGAAGACAAGAAGGAAGACGAGGAGACCAAGGAUAAGGAUAAGCCCGAGCCCGUCUACAUUGAAGUGGAGGAAUACUUUGUCAAAUAUCGCAACUUCAGUUACUUGCACUGCGAAUGGCGCACCGAAGAGGAACUGCUCAAAGGUGAUCGUCGUGUGGCUGCCAAAGUGCGUCGCUUCCAACAAAAGCAAGCUCAGCAAAUUAACAUAUUCGAAAACAUCGAAGAGGAGCCCUUCAAUCCCGACUUUGUGGAGGUAGAUCGUGUUCUGGAUAUGUCUGUGCAUACGGACGAGAAUACGGGUGAGACAACCAAGCACUACUUAGUGAAAUGGAAAUCGCUGCCGUAUGAGGACUGCACCUGGGAGCUGGAAGAGGAUGUUGAUAAUGAUAAAAUUGAGCAAUAUUUGCGCUUCAAUAAAGUACCAUUGCGUUGUGAGUGGAAGAGUCGCAAGCGUCCACAUCCGGAGCAAUGGAAAAAGCUGGAGAAGACUCCAAUAUACAAAGCUGGCAAUAGUCUGCGUCCCUAUCAGCUGGAAGGUCUCAAUUGGUUAAAAUUCAGCUGGUACAAUUCACACAAUUGCAUACUGGCCGAUGAAAUGGGUCUGGGCAAAACUAUACAGAGCUUAACCUUUGUGCAUUCGGUAUACGAAUAUGGCAUACGUGGUCCAUUUUUGGUCAUCGCACCAUUGUCUACGAUACCCAAUUGGCAGCGUGAAUUCGAAGGCUGGACUGAUAUGAAUGUGGUGGUCUACCAUGGUUCGGUCACCAGCAAACAAAUGAUACAAGACUAUGAGUUUUACUACAAAACCGAAAGCGGCAAAGUCCUAAAGGAGCCCAUCAAAUUUAAUGUGCUUAUUACCACCUUUGAAAUGAUUGUGACGGAUUACAUGGAUCUUAAGGCCUUCAAUUGGCGUCUGUGUGUUAUAGAUGAAGCACAUCGCUUGAAGAAUCGCAAUUGUAAAUUGCUGGAGGGCUUGCGUCAGUUGAAUUUGGAGCAUCGCGUACUGCUCUCAGGCACACCGCUACAGAAUAACAUAAGUGAGCUGUUCUCGCUGCUGAAUUUCCUGGAGCCCAGUCAGUUCUCCUCGCAAGAGGAAUUCAUGUCUGAGUUUGGCAGUCUGCGCACUGAGGAGGAAGUGAACAAGCUGCAAGUGCUGCUUAAGCCCAUGAUGUUGCGACGUCUCAAAGAUGAUGUAGAGAAGUCUCUGGCACCCAAAGAGGAAACAAUUAUAGAAGUCGAACUUACCAACAUACAAAAGAAAUAUUAUCGCGGCAUUUUGGAACAAAACUUUAGUUUUCUCAAAAAGGGCACCACCUCGGCGAAUAUACCGAAUCUAAUGAACACCAUGAUGGAGUUGCGCAAAUGCUGCAUACAUCCUUAUUUGCUUAAUGGCGCCGAGGAGCAAAUCCAAUAUGACUUUAAGGCACAGCAUGGCGAAGAUCCCGAGUCAUAUUACAAAAACUUGAUAUUGUCUGCGGGUAAAAUGGUUUUGAUUGACAAACUGUUGCCCAAGCUAAAAGCCAAUGGACAUCGUGUGCUUAUCUUCAGUCAAAUGGUGCGCUGUCUCGAUAUACUAGAGGAUUAUCUGGUGUAUCGAAAAUAUCCCUUUGAGCGCAUAGAUGGACGCAUUCGUGGCAAUUUGCGUCAGGAGGCUAUUGAUCGUUACUCUAAACCUGGCUCGGAUCGUUUUGUAUUCUUGCUUUGCACCAAAGCUGGUGGCUUGGGCAUUAAUCUUACCGCUGCCGAUACGGUUAUCAUAUAUGAUUCAGAUUGGAAUCCUCAGAACGAUUUGCAGGCACAAGCGCGUUGCCAUCGCAUUGGACAACGCAAAAUGGUCAAAAUCUAUCGUUUGCUUUGCCGUAAUACCUAUGAACGUGAAAUGUUUGACAAGGCUUCGAUGAAGCUGGGUCUGGACAAGGCUGUGCUGCAGUCGAUGAACACACACGGCUCCAAGGAUGGCAACAACAAGCAGCUGACCAAAAAGGAAAUUGAAGAUUUGCUCAAAAAGGGCGCCUAUGGUGCUGUUAUGGACGAUGAUAAUGCUGGUGACAAGUUUUGUGAGGAGGAUAUUGAUUCAAUAUUGAAACGACGCACGCAGAUUAUAACUAUGGAAUCUGAAAAGGGUUCUACUUUCUCCAAAGCGUCAUUUGCCGCCUCUGGCAAUCGCUCAGACAUAACAAUAGAUGAUCCUGACUUUUGGACUAAAUGGGCCAAACGCGUGGACAUUGAUCCCGAUGCAUGUGAACGGGAUGAGACUGAGGAUUUGGUUUUAUCCGAACCCAGGCGACGCACACAAAUAAAACGCUAUGGACAUGAGGAUGUUAUGGAAAUUAAUUCAGAAGAUUCAUCCAAUGAGAAUAGCGAUGAGGAGGGUGGCAUAGGUCUACGCUCGCGUCGUCGCAAGGAAAAACGCGAUCGCAAUCGCGAAAGAAAAGGCAAUGAUGAGUAUAUACCCAGAGAACGUGAUGCACUUGCUGCUUUGGGCCUGGAGGAAAUACAAUAUGGCAAUUGGGCAAAGUCGGAGUGCUUCAAAGUGGAAAAGGGACUGCUCUCAUUUGGCUGGGGUCGUUGGACUGAAUUGCUGGAAUUGGGACAAUUUAAGCGUGGCUGGCGUGACAUUGACAUUGAAGAUUGUGCACGCAUUAUACUGCUGUACUGCCUGCAGGUUUACAAAGGUGACGAGAAGAUCAAAACGUUUAUUUGGGAUCUCAUUACACCCACGGAGGAUGGCGAGGUGCAAAAGAUAAGCAGGGAUCAUAGUGGCCUGCAUAAUUUGGUGCCACGAGGUAGGAAUGCCAAAGAAACUGCCAAACAAAAUGUGAUUAAAGGUCGCAAUGGAGGCAAAUCCAACAAGGACUCAACGCCAGGCACCGCUUCGGGCAGCAACAGUGGCAACACUACGCCUGCGCACAAGUCCAGCGCCUUGGAUGCGGAUAAUAAGGAUAACAAUGGUGGCAUUUGUGCUAGCGCUGUGGCCGCCGCUGUGGUGAAUCCCACAAGCAUACACGACCCGAAUCACUGGAGCAAGAAGGAGAAAUAUGAUGCGGAUGCGUAUCUGGAGGGCGCGUAUAAGAAGCAUUUGGGCAGACACGCGAAUAAGGUUUUGCUGCGCGUCAGAAUGUUGUAUUAUAUACAGCAUGAGAUAAUUGGUGAAUUUGUGCAACAGAUUAAGGAUAAUACGCCGAUCAGCAGUAUGAAAGCUAAGCAGCUAGCAGCUUUCAAUUUGGAAAGCGAGCUACCCAUACGCCCGCCGCCAACGCCAGAUCAAGUGCCAUCCUCAUGGUGGAAUCCCAUUUGUUGUGAUAAGAGUCUAUUGGUCGGAACCUACAAACACGGCUGUGAAAUGUAUCGUCAAAUGCGCGCCGAUCCGAAUCUCUGCUUUGUCACCCACGUGGGCGCCGGUGUCGGUGACGAUUUGGCCGUCACGAAUUUGCCAAUAAACGAGGACGAUGCAAAUUCGAAACAUGAUGACGGCGAUGAGGUUGAUGACGAUGCCACCACCACCACCAAAGACUCGGACUCGACCAAGCACACGGCUGGCGAUAUUAAGGACUCACUUGAUCCGGAGCGUCCCAGUUCGUCGGGCUUAGACGAGGAGGAAAGCGUUGCCGGCAGCUAUCCACCCACGCUGGCCGCCGUCGAAGAUGCUACCAUGUGGCCAUCCAUGCAGGAUCUGAAUACGCGUCUGCGUCGCGUCAUCACCGCCUAUCAGCGCAACUACAAGAAAGAGGAACUGAAGCUACAGCAAAAGGCCAAGCUACAGGCGCUGGUCUCGUCAACGCCGACGCUAUCGGUGCCCACCACGCCCACACUGCAGUCCAUGCAAAUGCAAAUGCAGAACGCUGGCGCCGGCAGCGCUGCCAACAGCGGCAGCUCAGUCAGUCAGCUGCAACAGCAGCUAGACUCGAGCAAUCGCAGCCUCCAGGCUCUAAUGCAAUCGCAAGGCGCCAGCACCUCAGCUGCAGCCGCUGCUGCUGCCGCCGCUGCCGGUGGCGCAGGCUCCAGCGUUCACGGAUUGGGCCAGCAACAGCAGCAACAACAACAGCAGCAGCAACAGCAGCAGCAAGCAACGGUGCCGGCUAUACCCACCGCCGCCGACAUAAGCCUUAUGCUGAGCAUACUCAACACCACCGAUGUCAGCCAGCUGGCAAACUUGGAUAUCAACAAACUGGCCAUGUAUUUGGUCAGUAUGAACAAUAAAAUGGAGCGUCAGGGCAAGAUGGAGCUGGCGGCCAAGGAGCGCGAGUCGCAGCGUCUGCAGCUCAUUCCAAAGAAAUGGAACAGACGCGAGGAAUACGAAUUCCUACGCGUGCUCACCGGCUAUGGCGUUGAUAUGCAGUUGACCUCAUCUAUGGGCGGCAGCACUCACACCAACUCACCCACGCCAGAUUGGACAAAGUUCAAGCAGAUGGCGCAUCUGGAGCGCAAGAGUGAUGAGACACUCAGUGAUUACCACAAGGUCUUUGUGGCCAUGUGCAAGCGCCAAGCGGGACUGAAGUUAAAUGAGAAUGAGCGUGGCCUCGAGGGCAUCAUUGAGGAAGUGGAGAAGGAGCAUGCCAAGCUAAUAUUGGAUCGUCUGGAGCUGUUGGCCAAACUGCGUGAAGUUGCACGCAAUCCACAGCUGGAGGAGCGUCUGAAGCUCUGCACCAUGAAUGCGGAUACGCCCGACUGGUGGGAGCCAGGACGUCAUGACAAGGAGCUGAUUGCUGCUGUGCUCAAGCAUGGCCUCUAUCGCUCCGAAACCUUCAUAUUCAAUGAUCCCAACUUUAGCUUCUGCGAGAGCGAGAAGCGCUUCAUAAGAGAGUUGGAGGCGCAAAUACAGCGAACCAUCAAACUGGAGGCUUUCAAUGCGGAGAAGGCUGCAGCGGCAGAGAAAGCAGCUGCAGCUGAAAAAGCCGCCGCAGCAGAGAAAAUUGAAAAGGCUGCAGCGGCCGAGAAGGCAGCAGCAGCAGCUGCAGCUGUAAAGAGCGAGGUUAUUGAUCUGGAUGAUGAGCUGCUGACCAAGGAGAGCGUCAUCAAGAAGGAAUCGCCAGUCAAGGAAGAAGUCAAGCCUGAUGCAGAAACGCAGGAAGAAGAAGCAAAAUCCGAGUCGGCCGAAACAGAGAAAUCAGCAGAAACAGAGACAAAGUCCGAAGAGACAGAGGAGAAGGAAUCGCUGUCAGGGGACUCUGAGCAAAAGGAUACAGAUAAAGAAUCUGUAGCAACGCCAAAGGCUGAUGUUGAAGCCGAAGAAAAGACUCCAACAACCGAAGAGGAGAAAAUGGAUGUUGAUGAGGUGGCCGCAGUUUCAGAGAAUGGCAGUGAAAAGGAAACGCCAACAACUGAAACUGAGAAAGACGAGAGCGAAAAAUCCUGCUCCGAAGAAGAAGACAAAGAUGAAGCUAAAUCAGAAAAGGACAGCAAAGAGAAAACAGCUGAGAAAAUGGAAACCGACGAGACAGCGGAGCCAGCAACAGAAGCUGUAAAAGAAACCGAAAAGGAAGCUGAGAAAGAGGCAGACACAGCAGAGACGACAGCAAAAGAAGCUAGCGAUAAGGAAGAAGAUGCUGAAGUUGCAAAGAAAACAGAAACAGCGACAACAGAGGAAGCUGAGAAGCCCAAAGAAGUUGCAGCUGAAGCAGAAGAAACUGCUGAGGCAACAGUUGAGCCCAAGUCGCCAAAGAAGAGCAUGGAAGAGCUGCCAGAAGAGUCCAAGGCCGCCGCCGAAUCCAAGGACGAGCCACUGGCCAAGAAGUCAGCAAGCGGUGAGCAGGAAAUACUUGACUUGGUGGCUGCUGCACCCACCGAUCCCGAUGAUGAUGAGGUAAUGAAGGAGAAGGAAAAGGCAGUGGAGGAGGAAUGCAAAAAGCAAGCUGCCGAGCUCAAGGCACGCUUCCCCGAUCUGGAGGUUAUACAGCCCGGCGCAGUGAAGCAACAAAAGCUGGAGAAGCCCAAGCUGGAGAUGUGCAUGAUACGCUGGUUCAAGGACUUUGCGUUGGAGCGUCGCAUUGCGCACAUUGUCAGCUGCGUGGAGCACAACAAGUGGCCCGUGGACAAGCACUACAGCGCCUUUGCCGGCCUCAAGGGCACCACGGAUCUCAACAUAGCGCUGCAUGAGUCCAUACCUCAUCUGAACAGCUUGGAGCGUCGCUCCACCACACCCGAUGUGAUUACCAUAACUACAGAUCAGGGAGUGACCAAGCACCUGCAAGCAUCGCAGAUGCAACAAGUGGCAAGCAAUGCCAGCAACGCAGGCGCCUCGCUGCCCACAGCCAAGACGCCCACAACGCCAGUGACAUCGCUGCCUGGCCUGGAUGCCAAUAGCAUCAAUGCUGCCAUGGCAGCUGCAGUAGCUGCUGCUGCUAGUGGCGGCAAUGCCACCUCGCUAUCCGCUCUGCUGCCCGGCAUGAGCCUGAGUGCAGCCACUGCAAGCGCCAGCGCCGGACUCGGCGCUGGACUCAAUGUGCCCAGCGCUGUAGGCGUCUCCGCCGCCGCAGGCAAGAAACGCAAGCGUCACAUUGCCAUCGAUGUGGAGACGGAGCGCGCCAAGCUGCAUGCGCUGCUCAAUAGUUCCAGCAUGGCGCCCAAAGAUUGGGAAAGCGAAAUUGCCAAUAUGGAGGCUUUGACUGGCGCCAGCGGUAGACGCGGCGGUGCUGCUGCCGCUGCCGCUUUAAGUGGCAUGCAACCACCGCCAGCGCAUCAACAUGCCUCACUUUCCAGACAAUCCUCCGGACAGUUUAACAAGCCCGCAGUGCCGGCGCUUAAAACGCCGCCGCCCUCAAUGGGCGCGCCCAUGGAUCUAAGCUCCAGCCUGCCCAAGAUGAACAUGACAGAGAUGCUAAAGAGCGCCUCCAGCGCCGGCGCCAUUGAUCUGAGCGAGGUGCAGGACUUCAGCAUGCCCAGCAAGAAGUCCAGCGUGCAUGCAGCAUUGAGCUCAGCAUUCCCCUCCAAGAGCAAACUCGAUGAUACGCUCAAUAAACUAAUGAAGAAGAAUAAUUGCACGAUUGAGGAGCCAGUUAUAGGCAAAGAAAAGAAACGCAAGAAGCUGGAUGAGAUCGUUUUGGGUUUGUCGGCUGCCAAAGAGCAAAAGACCUUCCCAGAUCCCUCAUUGCCCAGCUCCAAGAAGCCACAAAUACCGCCCAGCGUAAGCGUUACGCCCGCCAAUCUGCAAGCGCCCAGCCAAACGCAAUCCAACCAGAAACCCUUUACUAUCACUGUUACCACAGUGCCCGGAAAAUCCAAGAGCAGCCAAAGCGCCGGCGGCGCCAGCAGCUCAGCGGGCAGCAGCAGCAGCAACAACAACGCCGGCGGUCUAAGCGCAUUACAAAACAUGACCAUGGGCGGACUCUCCAGCAAGGACAGUUUGAAUGCGCUGCUAGCUCAAACUAUGGCCACCGAUCCGCAAACGUUCCUCAAGCAGCAGCAGAAGAUGAUGCAGUAUCUGCCGCCAGCGCAGCGCAAGGCGUACGAGAACAUGCUUGCCGAGAUGGAGCAGGCUAUGAAGCUGAGUGCCAAGUACUCGCCACACGAUGUCAAAGUGAACAAAUGGCUCUCGGACAUGAGCAGUCCGCUGGGCGAUCAGCUGAGCAUUGAUUUUGUGGGCGGCGGUGCUGGCGGCAGCAGCGGCAACAGCAGCAACAGCAACAGUCGUCGCUCCUCGAAUCGCCAGCAGAGCAGCAGCAGCGCUCAGCAACAGCAGCAGCAGCAGCAACAACAACAGCAGCAGCAGCAGCAACAGCAACAACAACAAUCGGGAGCACAGGGCUUGACAGGCGAGGAGCCAGUGCCGGUCAUAAACAAACAGACGGGCAAGCGUCUAGGUGGCAACAAAGCGCCACAGCUCAAGCGUCUGAUGCAAUGGCUCACUGAGAAUCCCAACUACGAGGUUGAUCCCAAAUGGCUGGAACAAAUGCAUAACCCAAUGAGCGCGCCCUCGCCCAAGCCCAGCAUGGACAACUAUGGCAGCAGCAAAUCUCAUGGUGCGCGUCCUGGCUCCAACUCGAGCAACGCCUCAUCGAGCAGCCACAGCCAGCAGCAGCAGCAGCAAUCGAGCAGCUCUGCACAGUCGUCUGCUAAUGCCAGCAGCUCCAAGAAAUCAUCGCGUCAAUCGCAAUCCGCUGCUGCCUCCGCCUUGGAUCAGGCAGCGCUGCAGUUUGGCUCGCUGGCAGGACUCAAUCCCAGUUUGCUGGCAAAUCUGCCUGGACUGGGCGGCUUUGAUCCCAAGAAUCCGCUGGCCGCCUUUGAUCCUAAGAAUCCAUUGCUCUCGAUGCCAUUCGGCGGCAUGCCCGGCAUGGGCAAUCUGCCUGGUUUGGGCAAUCUCAACAAUAUGAAUCUGUUUGCCAGUCUCGCCGGCAUGGGUGGCUUGGGAAAUCUGGCGGGCAUGGAUGCACAGUCGCUGGCUGCGCUCAUGGCUGCUGCGGGUCCAACGCUUGGCGGCCUAACAGGCAGCCAAGGCGCGGGCACCGGCAAGAGCCAGUCGCAGUCCAGCUCCAGCAACAGCAAUUCGAACAGCGCUGCCGCCGCCGCCGCAGCAGCCGCUGCUGCCAAUGCCAGCGCCUCGGCCAGCGCUGCCAGCAAGAAGAAGCAGCAACAACAGGAGGCAGCGCAGCUGGCAGCGGCCGCUGCUGCUGCAGCCGCAGUCAACAGCAAUGCCAGCUCCGGCAGCGGCAAGAACGCCAACAACUCUGCCUCGCAGUUAGCUUCAGGUUUCCCAUUCCUGUUCCCCAAUCCUUCGCUGCUGUAUCCGCCCAUGGGACUGGGUGGACUCAAUCCCUACUCGCUGGGCAGCAGCGGUCUGGGCUCCGCCUACGAUCAGCUGGCGCAGCAAUAUAAUCUGCUUAAUGGCGUAGCCACCAGCUCGGCUGCACUCACCGGCACCACGCAGAGCAGCAAAUCGCAUCAGUCGCAGUCCAGCAAGUCGAGCAGCUCCAGAGCCGCCUCCAGCUCCGCUGCAGCUGCAGCUAAUUUGAUGAAUGUCAUGGCCAGCAUGAGUGGCGCCACCUCAACCACGCCCUCGAGCAGCUCCAGCGGACGCAGUCGCCAGAGCAGCAGCCAACGCAACAACAGCGCCGCCUCGGCCACGCCCAGCGCCGCCGACAUGGCUCAACUCUCCAGUCUGCUGAUGCCAGGCGCAGAUCCGCAUUUGCUCGAAUCCCUGAGCCGCAUGAGCAGCAUGGACUUGGCCCAAGCCACGCGUCUGAUGAGCUCGCUUGGCAUUCCGCCACUGCCCACGCCCAGCAGCAGCAACAGUGGCAACAACAGCGGCAACUCCAACAGCAACAACAGCUCCAGCUCCAGCAGCGCUGCCAGCAAACGCGCCGCUGCCCAAGCUGCGGCUCAAGCUGCUGCCAAUGAAGCCUCCGCCAAGGAGCAGCAGAAAUGGUUCGAGAGCUUGGCACGCGGUGCGCUGCCCACAGAUCUGGCCGCACUGCAAGCCUUCUCCCAGGGCAAGAUGCCCAGCUCCAGCAGCAGCAGUUCGGCCAACGCCAGCAGCAGCAGCAACAGCAAAAGCUCCAAGAAUGCCGCCGCCGCUGCAGCGGCCGCCGCAGCUGCUGCCGCCGCACAGUUGCCACAAAUCCCGGGCAUGUCCAGCGAUUUCUCCCAAGCGCUGCUCGCCGAGAUGGCUGCACAGGCAAUGGCAGCCGCCGGCGGUUCAUUGCCACUAAGCGGUCCCGGCUCCUUGGCCAGUCUAGCGGGUCUUACCGGCGGCUCUGCAUCGUCGGGCGGCGGCGGUGGCGGCUCCAGCAGCAGCAGCAGCUCGGCGGCCAAGCGUCAGCGUGAGCAGGAUGCGUUCAAGCAACAGAUGGACUUCUACACCAAAUCCUUGGGUCUGGGCUCGGGCAUCUCAUUGAUACCCACGAGCUCAGCCGGCAGCAGCGCCAGCGCCAAUGCCGCUGCAGCCUAUGCCGCCGCUCUGGAUGUGGAGCAAAUGCAGCAGCAACAGGCUCACAAGUCGAAGCGCGCACGCAGCGAUAUGCAUCCCACUAAGGAGGACAUACAAGCCGCUGCGUUGGCCGUUGGUCUGCCCUUGAAUUUGGGCGCCAGCAUGAGCAGCAUCGAGAAGAGUCUGCGUGGUGUAAGCAGCUCCAGCGCCAGCUCCACACCCGCUCCGCCCACGCCUACGCCAGAGCAGGACAAGGUCACACUCACGCCUGUCAGUGCCGCCAGCUCCGGCUCCAACUCUUCCGCCUUGGCAGCCAAUCUGCCCUCGCAGACGACCAUCACCAUAGCGCCGCCCAUAAGCAGCGGCGCCAGCAGCAGCAGCGAACGCUCCGAGCGCAGCGAGUCGCGCAUAUCCUUGACCAUCACCAACGCCGCAGACGCCGCCAAACUGCCGCCACCCUACGAGGAGGCCGACGAGCUGAUCAUACAGCCCAUACUCAAAAAGCCGGCGUCGUCCACACCAGCGCCUGGCAGCAGUCAUGGCGGCAGCGUCGAGGAUCUAGACGGAGCCGGCGGCGGCGGCAAUUCAGCAGCCAAUCUUAGUGGCUCCAGUGCUGGCAGCAGUUCUGCCGCUGCUGCUGCAGCCGCCGCCGCAGCUGCUGCUGCUGAGGAAAACCGACGUUCUUCUAAUCGCUUGAAGCGUCCACGGUCCAGCACUGAACAUCCAGGCAGCGCUGCUGCUGCAGAACAGCCGCCGGAGAAGCGACGCGAGCUGCGCUCGACGCGACACACACGGCAAUCGGCAGAUGCGGCUACGCUCAACCUGUCAGCGGGGAGCGAGUCCGAGGAGCGCAAUGAAUGAGAACAGCGAAGCUCCGGUCCAGACGCCAGCGCCCCAAGAGGCGCCGCACGCACCAGACGCAGAGGCAAAAAGCCACAAAUAAAGCAGAAGCAAAAGCAACAGCAACAAAUGCAACAACAACAACAACAGCAAACAAAAAAACAAAAGGCACCGACUAUAAAGAAGCGACAAGCUAAAAAGCCUCAAAAAGUAACGAGUAGCGUGUCGACAAGAUCAAGAGCGAGUAUGAAUACUAGAGCGAGAGCGCGUAGAAACCCUAAGCUUAAAGUUGUGUAAAUUAUAAGUAAAACGCCCCCUUAUACAUAUAUAAAAUUACUAUAUAUAACUUAACAGAUAUAUAUACAUAUAUAUAUAUGCAUAUGUAUAUUUAAAUAUAGUUAUAGCGAGUAGCGAGUGUGGCGAGCAGAACGGAGGAUGCUGCUGCUGUUAAUCAGACUGAAGCUGCUGCAGUGGAUUCUGGGAUUGUGGACAACUGCUGCAAACCACGCCCACAAUCAAAGAUGAAACCGCCCAAGCUCUGAUUACAUAAAUCCCGAAGUCGAUGCUCGUCUCGUUAAAAUUGGAAUGCCCCAGGCGCACAGCAGCGAAGUUGCUGCCACUGCUGCAACAAACGGCAGCAACUGUUGCUGUUGAGCGUCGGAGAGUGUUUCACAAAUAUUUAUAAAGUAUAUUAAAGAAAGCGCUUAUAAUUUAAUUGUAAAACGGUCUACACAAAACAGAAAAGAAAUCCGUUCAAAAUGCAUGUAACGGCUUAAAUUAUUGCAAAUUUAUUAUUGUAACCUAAGCUGAUAACAGAAAAACAAAACAAAAACAAAAAUAAGAAUGUUUCAACCAAACCUAAAACUACAACUGACAAUUGAGCGUAUAAACAAACACACACACACACACACUCACACACAUGUAAAACUCGUCGUUGUCCUCGUCGUUGUCAUCGUCUUUCAAUCUACACUGUACAUAUUUUUAGUAACUUGCAACAUUUUCUUUUAAGCUCAUAUAUCAUUUAAACAAUUGUGUUUUUCUUUUAAAGUGUCUUCUGUUUAUG